AUGGAGGGCGCAGGGCCCCGGGGGGCCGGGCCGGUGCGGCGCCGGGGAGCCGGGGGGCCGUCGCUGCUGCUGCUGCUGCUCUGGCUGCUGCCCGGCCCCGCGGCGCCCCAGGAGCUGAGCCCGCGCGGCCGCAACGUGUGCCGCGCACCCGGUUCCCAGGAGCUCACGUGCUGCGCCGGCUGGAGGCAGCAGGGGGACGAGUGUGGGAUCGCUGUGUGCGAAGGCAACUCCACGUGCUCGGAGAACGAGGUGUGCGUGCGACCCGGCGAAUGCCGCUGCCGCCACGGUUACUUCGGGGCCAACUGCGACACCAAGUGCCCGCGGCAGUUCUGGGGUCCCGACUGCAAGGAGCUGUGCGUCUGCCACCCGCACGGGCAGUGCGAGGACGUGACGGGCCAGUGUACUUGUCACGCGCGGCGCUGGGGCGCACGCUGCGAGCAUGCGUGCCAGUGCCAGCACGGCGCGUGCCACCCGCGGAGCGGCGCGUGUCGCUGCGAGCCCGGCUGGUGGGGCCCGCAGUGCGCCAGCGCGUGCUACUGCAGCGCCACGUCGCGCUGCGACCCGCAGACGGGCGCGUGCCUGUGCCACGCGGGCUGGUGGGGCCGCAGCUGCAACAACCAGUGUGCCUGCAACACGUCGCCGUGCGAGCAGCAGAGCGGCCGCUGCCAGUGCCGGGAGCGCACGUUCGGCGCGCGCUGCGAGCGCUAUUGCCAGUGCUUCCGCGGCCGCUGCCACCCGGUGGACGGCACGUGCGCGUGCGAGCCCGGCUACAGGGGCAAGUACUGCCGGGAGCCGUGCCCCGCCGGCUUCUACGGCCUGGGCUGCCGCCGCCGAUGCGGCCAGUGCAAGGGCCAGCAGCCGUGCACCGUGGCCGAGGGUCGCUGCCUGACGUGCGAGCCCGGCUGGAACGGCACCAAGUGCGACCAGCCGUGCGCCGCCGGCUUCUACGGCGAGGGCUGCGGCCGCCGGUGCCCGCCGUGUCGCGACGGGCACGCCUGCAACCACGUGACCGGCAAGUGCACGCGCUGCAACGCGGGCUGGAUCGGCGACCGGUGUGAGACCAGGUGCAGCAAUGGCACGUACGGCGAGGACUGCGCGUUCGUGUGCGCCGACUGCGGGAGCGGCCACUGCGACUUCCGGUCCGGACGAUGCCUCUGCGGCCCGGGCGUCCACGGGCCCCACUGUAACCUGACGUGCCCGCCCGGGCUCCACGGCGUGGACUGCGCCCAGGCCUGCAGCUGCCACGAGGACUCGUGCGACCCGGUCACCGGUGCCUGCCGCCUGGAGACCAACCAGCGUAAGGGCGUGAUGGGCGCGGGGGCGCUGCUCGCCCUGCUCCUCGGCCUGCUACUCUCGCUGCUCGGCUGCUGCUGCGCCUGCCGCGGCAAGGACCCAGCGCGCGGGGAGCUCUCGCUGGGGAGGAAGAAGGCGCCGCAGCGCCUGUGCGGACGCUUCAGUCGUAUCAGCAUGAAGCUUCCCCGGAUCCCGCUCCGCAGGCAGAAGCUGCCCAAGGUCGUAGUGGCCCAUCACGACCUGGACAACACACUCAACUGCAGCUUCCUGGACCCGCCCUCGGGGCUCGAGCAGCCCUCACCAUCGUGGUCUUCCCGGGCCUCCUUCUCCUCCUUCGAUACCACAGAUGAAGGCCCCGUAUACUGCGUACCCCACGAGGAGGCGGCCGCCGAGAGCCGGGAUUCGGAGGUCCCCGCCGCGGCGCCAGUGACCACGCCCGCGGAGGAGGCGGCGCCCCUCCCCGCGUCCUCCGACAGCGAGCGUUCCGCAUGCAGCGGUGACGGGCCCGGAGGGGCGCUGUAUGCGCGCGUGGCCCGGCGCGAGGCCCGGCCGGCCCGGGUCCAAGACGAGGCCCGAGGUCUGUCGCUUUCGCCAUCGCCCGAGCGCCGGAAGCCGCCACCACCCGACCCUGCCACCAAACCCAAGGUGUCCUGGAUCCAUGGCAAGCACGGUGCCGGUGCCGCCGCAGCCACCCGUGCGCCCUCGCCUCCACCCGCGGGCCCCGGGGCCGCCCCCAGCCCCAGCAAGAGGAAACGGACGCCCAGCGACACGUCGGCGCGGCCCCCCGGGCUGGCGGAGGAGGGGCCGGCCCUCGCGGCACCCUCCCCGCCUCGGGCUCGGGCUCGGGGCCGCGGCCCGGGCCUCCCAGAGCCCACGGACGCUGGCGGGCCCCCGCGCAGCGCUCCCGAGGCCGCCUCCAUGCUGGCCGCCGAGCUGCGCGACAAGACUCGCAGCCUGGGCCGUGCCGAGGGGCCCCCGGGCAUGCAGGGUCCCCGAGAGAAGCCGGCGCCUCCGCAGAAGGCCAAGCGCUCCGUGCCUCCUUCCUCACCGGCCCGUUCGCCCCCUGCGCCUGAGGCCCCGGGGCCCGAAAAGGCGGCAGCCGGCACGCCCGGAUCCGACACUCCUCGAAAGAAAACCCCCAUUCAGAAGCCGCCCCGCAAGAAGAGCCGGGAGCUGGCGGGCGAGCCGGGCCGGGCGGGCGCGCCCACGCUGUAG
Molecule: messenger RNA, 2508 nt
Organism: Rangifer tarandus platyrhynchus (Svalbard reindeer)
Lineage: Eukaryota; Metazoa; Chordata; Mammalia; Artiodactyla; Cervidae
Source: the annotation of a GenBank genome assembly